This is a messenger RNA of Danaus plexippus (monarch butterfly), 2729 nucleotides long. RefSeq names its product endoplasmic reticulum resident protein 44 (gene ERp44). The record is from RefSeq and is a predicted model, not a curated record. The coding region runs from base 172 to 1389 and encodes 405 amino acids. The transcript has 7 exons. Lineage: Eukaryota; Metazoa; Arthropoda; Insecta; Lepidoptera; Nymphalidae.
AGUUGUAAGUGCCAAACUUGAAAAGUGAUCCACAGACCACAAUUUCCUAUAAUACCAAUAUCAAACGUAAAAGAAAGUGGUCCGGUGAGCGGCAUAUUAUUUUAGGUUUUGGAACUAAGACUAAGUCAAAAUUUUGUUUUUCUAAAGAUAAUCCAAAGACUAAUUUGAAAAAUGAAUCUAAAUCUAGUUGAUACAUUUAGUUAUAAAUUAAUAGCAUCGUUAGUAGUUUUGAUCUGCCAUAGUUUUUACAAUCCUAUCGAUAGCGGCGCUGUACAAAUUACACAGAGCAAUUUAGAUAUGGUACUUGCUUCCAAUGAGAUUGUUUUUAUAAAUUUUUAUGCUGAAUGGUGUAAGUUCAGUAAUAUUUUGAUGCCCAUCUUUGAUGAUGCGGCUGUUGAAGUAGCUAAAGCAGGAUAUGACCCUGGAAAGGUUGUUAUGGGUAAAGUAGAUUGUGACCAAGAAGGUGCUAUUGCUACAAGGUUUCAUAUUACCAAAUAUCCUACUUUGAAACUAUUCCGGAAUGGGUUUCCAGCUAAGAAAGAAUAUAGAGGUCAAAGAUCAGUUGAGGCCUUUGCUGAGUUUAUUAAGAAGCAGUUGACGGACCCAAUUGUUCAAUUUGGUUCCUUGAAAGAGUUGCAUGAUUUGAGUGAAGAUAAAAGACAUAUAAUUGGGUAUAUGGACAGACGGGAUCAGCCGGAGUAUGAAGUAUUAAGAAAAGUAGCAGCCAGUUUGAAGGACGAGUGUUUAUUCCAUGCAGGAUUUGGAGAUGCUUCCCAGCAGAUGCAUCCUCCGGGUCAGCCGAUCAUUGUAUUCAGGACUGAUAAGCGAACCUCCAUUGAACCCGAUGAAACCUAUCACGGCUCUAUGCUUAACUUUGAUGAGUUAUACACUUGGGUACAACAGAAGUGUAUACCAAUUGUACGUGAAAUAACAUUUGAAAAUGCUGAAGAACUAACAGAAGAAGGCCUGCCGUUCCUCAUCUUGUUCCAUCACCCGUCCGACACUGAGAGCGUUAAGAAAUACAAAGAAAUUAUUAUGAACGAAUUGGAAUCCGAAAAACAAAAUAUUAACUUCUUGACUGCUGAUGGCGUACGUUUUGAACAUCCUCUUCAUCACCUCGGGAAGUCUGUGAGCGACCUGCCUUUGAUUGCUAUCGACUCAUUCAGGCACAUGUACCUAUUUCCCAAAUACAGUGAUAUGGAAAUACCCGGAAAACUCAAACAGUUCUUACAAGAUUUGUAUUCAGGAAAAUUACACAGGGAAUUCCACUAUGGUACCGAAGCUCCUGCUAGUGACAAUGAUAUUAAAGUAACCACACCUCCCGAGUCCACAUUUAAAAAACUAGCGCCAUCUAAGAACAGAUACACUCUACUAAGAGAUGAGUUAUAAACUAGUUUUGUAGAAAUAUUAUUUCAUUACACAUCUUAUUAUUUAAUUAUUGCACACACUUGAUACUUUGAUAUUUUUCAAUUGGCACUCAUACAUAGCCAUAUGUUUCAUAUAAAUCUGUAUAAUGAUUUUCUUUUGUACAUAAGAAAAAUUUUAUUACAUAUGAAAUUACAGUAAUUGUAGAACUUCUACACACUGAUAAGGUCAAGUAUUUAUUAAAUUUCGAACACUCUAUGAUUAAUCAAUAUGAUUCUUUUGAAGAAAUAAUUUCAAAAAUUGCUUUUGAAUAAUCGACUAGAAAAUAAACUGAUUUUAAGUAACUAAAUGAAUGAUUUAGUUGUAAAUUUUUCAAUAAGCGAGGUGUUUGAUUGGAGUUGCCUUAGCGCCAUUAAUGUGUAUGCUAUUUAUAUUUUUAAUAUAAGAUAUUUUAUGUGUAUUAGUGAAACUAUUUAGAUACUUAAUACAAUAUGAACUGUCCCAGAAGUUCACGAGUUGUUUUGAGAUAAUAUGGACUGGCCUCCAUAAUUUCCGAAUAUUUAUAUUUUUCAUAUCCAAAUCAACUAGACUACACAUGUAACAUCUUUAAGAGAUUAGUCAUUUACAGAAAUACCACGGUAAAAAUGAUUGAAUUAUUUUACAUUAAUUGUCCUGAUAUACCUUCAUUAAAUUGUAAUACAGUGUGAAGUGCUGUUUUAUUGAGUUAUUCUUUGAUAACAUAUCUAAUGCCUGUGGGAUAUGUUAUAUUUAUUUUAUAUGUAAUUACUUCAGAUAUUUCUCUAACACAUUGUACUGUGUAGCUAUGGCCUGUGGCUUAUCAAAUUGGAAUUAGUUAUAUAUAACCAUUUAUUUAUGUCGUUUAAAAAUCUCAUCCAUAGAUAAUAAUUAUUUUUUUAUUUCAGCAAUUAAAUGUUUUUACAAUAUAGGCUGCUCAAAUUUUUUUUUUUUAAUUUUUAAUGUUAUAUAAUCAAAUUAUAGUGUCAUAGUACUUUUCUGAUUAUUUAAAUUUAUUUGUGUUAGUUUAGUUCUAUCCAGUUGUUAGAAAUUGGUAUCAAUAUUAAUAAAUAACAAGCAAAAUGAUGAAUGUAUGUGUCAAUUUGUAUAAUUUAUAUAUAUUUAUAUAUUUUUCUCAUAACAUAAAAAGUCUAGUAAUUGGUCUCCAAUCAGUUUAAAUCCUUAUUUUAGAACUGUAGCAAACAUCUGUUCUGAUUUAUUAUUUUAUACGACAUUUGUAUAGGAACUUCACGGAGGGAUUGUCUGUCAAAUGUCAUAGAAAUGAAUUUAUUUAGAUAAAUACAUAAGUUUUGUGAACAUUUUGAAAAAUUAAAUUGUAAUUAUAAUUA